GCAGCAGCCAAAUGUAACACUGUGGUUGUAGGAGAAAAAGAGAAUAUGCAGCAUCAUGCGUGAACAAAAAUAAAUUCUGAACAGGUUGUGCUAGGAGAGAAUUAACACAGAGAAACUGACAAACAUUCACACUUACAUUCACAGCUACAGGCAGUUUAGAGUCAACAAUUAACCUGCAUGACUUUGGAUUGUGGGAGGAAGCCAAAGAAUUGUUUUUAUAUAUCUUUUUAUAAAUAUUUUGUAUCUAUUUGAGGUCAUUUUAUGUCUUUUCUGGAUGUCUUUGUAGUCAUUUGUGAGUCUUUGUGGUUGUUUCAAGUCUCUCUUUAGUUGUUUUGUUUUUCUUUGUGGUCAUUUUGCACUUUUGUAGUUGAUCCGUCCCCUCAAGUGACCUUGAAGGUGAUGGCAAAGGUGGGCACACUUAUGUCUUUUUUUUCAUGGAUAAUAAUGAUUUACACGGUGCGAGUAAAUGUGUCUUCUUAAGCCUUCACAUCACCGUGGGAACAUUUAGUCUUUUGACGACCUCUGAAGCCACAGCAGCAAAAUGAAAUUUGACAGCAUACUGUCAGAAAUUAAUGGAUUUGGAAAAUUCCAAAUCAAGCUAGUCCUGAUUCAGAUCCUCUCUCGAGUUACUUUGCCAUGUCACUUCCUGCUCAAUAACUUCAUGGCAGCUGUUCCUUCUCACCACUGUAACAUCGUCGAUCUGGAUGAUGGCGCCGUCUUCAGGAAUUUAACUCGAGAACAGAAACUGGCUGUCUUUGUUCCAGCAGAGCAGGACGGGACUCCGAGCUCCUGCCAGAUGUUUGCAAAGCCCCAAUACCAACAUCUGUCAGGCUCAAACACGAGUGAGGACGCAUUUACUGUUCAGUGUGAGAACGGAUGGGUGUACGACAACAGCACAUUUAAAUCCACUUUGGCAACAGAGUGGGAUCUAGUGUGCAGCAGAAAAGGGAUGAACAAGGCAACAGCCACUAUUUUCUUCAUUGGCGUUAUGAUUGGGUCCCCUUUAUUUGGGUUUCUCAGUGACAGGUUUGGUCGACGGCCACUGCUGUUGGUGUCUUAUUUGUCGUCUCUGGUGUUUGCAGUCCUCAGUGCGUUCUCCACGUCGUAUGUGAUGUUCGUCAUCAUGAGGUUUUUUACGGGGUUGUCACUCGCAGGAAUAAGUAUCAUCUCUAUUGUUCUGAAUGUCGAGUGGUUCAGCGUUGAACACAGGACCUUUUCUGGUGUAAUCAUAAGCCUGGAUUGGACACUUGGAAACUGGCUUCUGGCUGGAAUUUCAUACGGUGUAACUGAGUGGAGGAUGCUUAUUCUGGCAGUGAGCUCACCCUUGAUACUGGCUAUCAUUGCUUGGAAGUGGCUUCCAGAGUCUGCGAGGUGGCUCAUGGCAAAAGGAAAGGCAGACACUGCUCAUCAUUACAUCAUGCAAUGUGCCAAGACGAACAACAGAACCACGAGUAUGGCCACCAUCACACCAACGAAAUUACUGGAAUCGUUAGAAGAAGAAACAGAAGAUACGAAGUACAGUAUUUUGGAUCUGUUCAAGACCCCAAAUAUUAGAAAAAUUUCUAUAUGCUCAGGAAUAGUGUGGUAUGGAGUUGCAUUUACAUAUUAUGGGAUAAGUCUGAAUAUCACUGGGUUUGGACUAAACCCAUACCUCACACAAUUCAUAUUUGCAUUCAUCGAAAUGCCGAUGAAGAUCGGCGUUUACUUCUUCCUGGAGAAAAUUGGUAGACGGUCCGGUCAGGCAGGAGCCUUGCUGUUAACUGGUCUCUGUCUCUUCAUCAACAUGUUUGUUACAACAGACAAGUGGAUCAUUCGUACGGUUGUGGCCGUCCUUGGAAAAUCCAUGUCAGAAGCCGCAUUCACAAUCAUGUACCUCUACACAACAGAGUUUUAUCCGACAGUCGUACGACAGAACGGUGUAGGUUACACCGCUUUUAUUGCGCGUCUGGGCGUGUCCAUAUCUCCACUCAUCAUGCUAUUGGAGGACGUGUGGCAUCUCCUCCCUGUAGUCACUUACUGUGCGGUGGCAGUCGUAUCCGGUUUAGUGGCUCUACUCCUGCCUGAAACAUUAAACGCCACACUGCCAGAGUUCAUCGAGGACAUUGAGAAACCAAGGGGGCAGUCAACAAGGAACAAGGAGAUUCAAUGAUAAUCGCACUCAUUGAUAAUGACAGUGAUAUCUGGCCCAUCCCCAGUAUAUUUGCUAUGCAAUUUAUUAAGUUUAAAUUGUUGGAGUUAUUUGAUUUUAAGUACUGUUUUUGUUGAUCUUUUGUAUCUCUCCGUCCUGCAAUGGAGAGAGAGGGGCCGUCCAUUGCUUUUUUUUUUUGGUCCAAAAAGGUUUUGUGUAGCGAAUGAUCUGGGUAUUUCAGGAUGGCCUCGAACAUCUUGACAGUGCAUCUCUCCACCACCUCCUCCAGUGUGUCCAACCUGGCUCCAACCACACAACCAGCUUUU
This is a messenger RNA of Centropristis striata (black sea bass), 2454 nucleotides long. Its product is annotated as solute carrier family 22 member 7-like. The record is from RefSeq and is a predicted model, not a curated record. The transcript is spliced from 10 exons. Lineage: Eukaryota; Metazoa; Chordata; Actinopteri; Perciformes; Serranidae. Gene Ontology annotation, biological process: transmembrane transport. Gene Ontology annotation, cellular component: membrane. Gene Ontology annotation, molecular function: transmembrane transporter activity. Bases 542 to 2149 code for a protein of 535 amino acids.